AUGGCGAUUUCCUUUUCUUGUUCACUACAUCCAAGCCAUGUCUUUCCACACCGAUGGCGAGACAGGUGUGGUCACAGCCGUUGGGAGGAGGGACGGUGGGUUGCCAAUGUCCAACAAAGCGACAUUGUGCCAUGUUUCCGUGAGACCGAAUUGAGUCGUUUCACCAUGGGACGACUGUGUGGGAUGGGAGCCAACAUACAUCGGGCCAACAAUCAAUCGCUCGUCGCUCGUCGCUUGAUGCAAGGACGCCAACCGGCCACGACACGUACAAUCACGGUUGGCCGACGCAGCACUGGUCUUGCCAGAGGGGGGGAAGAGAGGCGCGGCCAGGGACUCGAGGAGGCAAAGGACAGACACGGUCGCACGGUCUCAUCCAGAGAAUUCUGCGAGAAAAAGAUGUGUCAGAAAACAGUUUCCAUUACCCCCAAGAUAUUCAGGACGGGCCUCGUGACCAAGGUCUGGGAACCCGCUUACUGGGAAAAAGCAGCCAAACCCGGGGUCGUGCCAAGGCCUCUGACGUAA
Molecule: messenger RNA, 522 nt
Organism: Plenodomus lingam JN3
Lineage: Eukaryota; Fungi; Ascomycota; Dothideomycetes; Pleosporales; Leptosphaeriaceae
Source: RefSeq, a predicted model, not a curated record